Messenger RNA from Physeter macrocephalus (sperm whale), 1852 nucleotides. RefSeq names its product MYC associated zinc finger protein (gene MAZ). NCBI's taxonomy places the organism in Eukaryota, Metazoa, Chordata, Mammalia, Artiodactyla, Physeteridae. The transcript is spliced from 5 exons. The coding region runs from base 70 to 1509 and encodes 479 amino acids. The record is from RefSeq and is a predicted model, not a curated record. Gene Ontology annotation, molecular function: DNA-binding transcription repressor activity, RNA polymerase II-specific; RNA polymerase II cis-regulatory region sequence-specific DNA binding. Gene Ontology annotation, cellular component: nucleoplasm. Gene Ontology annotation, biological process: regulation of transcription by RNA polymerase II.
GCCCGGGCCCCGCGCGGCCCGCGCCCCCGGCCCCCGCUGAGCCCCGGGGGCCCCGCCGUGGCCGAGGCCAUGUUCCCCGUGUUCCCUUGCACGCUGCUGGCCCCCCCCUUCCCCGUGCUGGGCCUGGACUCCCGGGGGGUGGGCGGCCUCAUGAACUCCUUCCCGCCACCUCAGGGUCACGCCCAGAACCCCCUGCAGGUCGGGGCUGAGCUCCAGUCCCGCUUCUUUGCCUCCCAGGGCUGCGCCCAGAGUCCAUUCCAGGCCGCGCCGGCACCCCCACCCACGCCCCAGGCCCCGGCGGCCGAGCCCCUCCAGGUGGACUUGCUCCCGGUUCUUGCCGCCGCCCAGGAGUCCGCCGCCGCCGCAGCCGCCGCCGCCGCCGCAGCCGCCGCCGCCGCCGUUGCUGCUGCGCCCCCGGCCCCGGCCGCCGCCUCCACUGUGGACACAGCGGCUCUGAAGCAGCCCCCGGCGCCCCCUCCGCCGCCCCCUCCGGUGUCGGCGCCCGCCGCUGAGGCCGCGCCCCCUGUCUCUGCCGCCACCAUCGCCGCAGCCGCGGCCACCGCCGUCGUUGCCCCAACCUCGACGGUCGCCGUGGCCCCGGUCGCAUCUGCCUUGGAGAAGAAGACAAAGAGCAAGGGGCCCUACAUCUGUGCCCUGUGCGCCAAGGAGUUCAAGAACGGCUACAACCUCCGGAGGCACGAGGCCAUCCACACGGGAGCCAAAGCCGGCCGGGUCCCUUCGGGUGCUAUGAAGAUGCCCACCAUGGUGCCCCUGAGCCUCCUGAGCGUGCCCCAGCUGAGCGGAGCCGGCGGGGGAGGGGGAGAGGCGGGUGCCGGCGGCGGAGCGGCCGCAGUGGCCGCCGGUGGCGUGGUGACCACGACCGCCUCGGGAAAGCGCAUCCGGAAGAACCACGCCUGCGAGAUGUGUGGCAAGGCUUUCCGCGACGUCUACCACCUGAACCGACACAAGCUGUCGCACUCGGACGAGAAGCCCUACCAGUGCCCGGUGUGCCAGCAGCGCUUCAAGCGCAAGGACCGCAUGAGCUACCACGUGCGCUCACAUGACGGCGCUGUGCACAAGCCCUACAACUGCUCCCACUGUGGCAAGAGCUUCUCCCGGCCGGAUCACCUCAACAGUCACGUCAGACAAGUGCACUCAACAGAACGGCCCUUCAAAUGUGAGAAAUGUGAGGCAGCUUUUGCUACGAAGGAUCGGCUGCGGGCCCACACAGUACGACACGAGGAGAAGGUGCCAUGUCAUGUGUGUGGCAAGAUGUUGAGCUCGGCUUAUAUUUCGGACCACAUGAAGGUGCACAGCCAGGGCCCUCACCAUGUCUGUGAGCUCUGCAACAAAGGUACAGGUGAGGUCUGUCCAAUGGCGGCGGCGGCAGCGGCGGCGGCAGCGGCGGCGGCGGCGGCAGUGGCAGCCCCUCCCACAGCUGUGGGCUCCCUCUCGGGGGCCGAGGGGGUGCCUGUGAGCUCUCAGCCACUUCCCUCCCAGCCCUGGUGAGCUCCAAGUUGGUGGGGGGGAGAGGGGAGAAUGGAGGAAAGUCCCUUGGUACCAUCUCCUCUUCCCCUCUCUCUUCCCACCAAUUCCUCACUAUUUCCCCCAUCAACCAAGGAGCCUCCAAAAGGAAAGGAGGAAGAAGUGUUUUCUUAGGGGAAUUCACUAGGUUUUAAUGAUUUGUUUCUCCUGCUCCUCUCUUCUCCCUAUCAGACCUGACCCCACACACACCUGUCCCCUCGGUUGUGUUGAGGCCCCCUGGACAGUGGGCAGGGGUGGCAGAGGACAGGAGUGGCCACUGCCCUCACCCCCUCUCCUCUCUGUAACCCCCUGCCCUGCCCUUCCAGGG